Molecule: messenger RNA, 1820 nt
Organism: Petromyzon marinus (sea lamprey)
Lineage: Eukaryota; Metazoa; Chordata; Hyperoartia; Petromyzontiformes; Petromyzontidae
Gene: AK8
Product: adenylate kinase 8
Biological process (GO): nucleobase-containing compound metabolic process
Molecular function (GO): AMP kinase activity; ATP binding
Source: RefSeq, a predicted model, not a curated record
CCACGGAGACGCGCCCCCGCCUUGCCGGUAGUCGCCAUGGAGACGCGAGACGCCGCCGUCAGCGAUGGACGCCACUCAGAGGCCGCUGCGGGUGCCGACAGACCUGGAGGUCUACGCCGAGGCGCAUGGCCUCUUCGAUCUCUGCAAGAAUCUACUGGAGCAGGUGCUUAUACACAAGCCCGACGACCCCAUCCAGUUUUUCAUCGACGCCAUCAACCGCGAUAACCAGGAUGUGCCAAGGAUCCUACUACUGGGGCCUCCUGCCUCUGGCAAGACCACGAUUGCAAGGCUUGCGUGCGAGAGGCUUGGAGCGGUGCACGUGAGCAUGGACAGACUGGUCGCCAACACAGGCUCGGACUUUGCGGCAGAAGUGAGACGGCUGAAGGAAACCGGCCAGGAAGUGCCGCCCCACCUGUGGGUGAGACUCGUGCGGGACAGGCUCAUGGAGAACGACUGCACCAACCAGGGCUGGCUGAUUGAAGACUUCCCUCAGACGCGGCCACAGGCCCUGCUGCUGCAGGAGAAGGGAAUCGCCCCUCGUCACGUGGUCAUGCUGGAUGCCCCCGACGCCGUGCUCAUAGAACGCAACCAGGGCAAGCGCGUGGACCCGCUCACCGGAGACGUGUACCAUGCCACCUUCGCCUGGCCCAAUGAGCCGAGCGUGCGCGCCCGCCUGCUGGCGCCGCCGGGCAUCUCCGAGGAGCGCACGGCGGAGCGGCUGCGGCGCCACCGCAGGGACGCGUGGGCUGUCGAGGCCUGCUACCCCAGCUGCCUGCGCAGCGUCAACGCCGACCAGCCGGCGCCCGACCUGCUGGCACAAGUGCUGACCCUGGUGGCGGAGCGCGAGCGGCCUCUGGGGCCCGGCACGGCCCGCCUGCUCCUCCUGGGGCCCCCCGGCAGCGGCAAAGACCUCCAGGCCUCGCGUCUCGCCCUCAAGUACGGCCUGCUCAACGUGUCGUACAGGAAGCUGCUGUUGGAGGCCGCGGCCGGUGAGAGCGCGACGGGCCAGGCGGUUAAGAUGCACCUCGAGAGCCGGCGACCAGUGCCGGACCUGCUGGUGGCUCGGCUGCUGGCGGAGCGGCUGAGGAGGCGCGAUGCGACGGCGCGGGGCUGGGUGCUGCACGGGCCGCCGCGCGUCGCCGAGCAGCUGGCACUGCUGCAGUCCGACGGCAUCUUCCCCAACCGGGUGUUCAUCCUCGACGUGCCGGACGACACGGCCGUGGAGCGCACGUCGCUGCGGAAGACGGACCCCGUGACGGGCGAGCGGUACCACGAGAUAUUCCGCCCGGCCCCAGACGGCGCCGUCUGGGCCCGCUGCCGCCAGCACCCGCGCGACUCGGAGGCCGAGGUGCGCGAGCGCCUGCGCGAGUUCCGCUCGCUGGUGGCACCCGCUCGGCUCCUGCAUCCGCGCGCCGUCCUCGUCAACGCCGACAGAGACCCCCACACCGUGCUGGAGCACUUGGAGAGCCGCCUCGUCAAUGCCCUGCCCGCCAUCCCCCGCGAGGGCAACUAGCGGCUCGGGUGGGCGGGGGGGGAUCGGGGCGACUGAGUUUGCAGAAUUGACUCGUGGCUGUCAAGAGUAGGCGAGUGAUGGGGAUGACCCGGAGGAUCGGGUGAUUGGCAGGUUGCUCAACGGGAUGACCAGUGACUCGCCAACACGGUGAUGGGGAAGUAAAGACGAUGGCCAUCAGCUGAAGGGGGUGAUCAGGGACUCGGGGGGUGAGAUGUUAACUCCCUCGCCUGGUAUGCAAGAGGUCGUGGGUUCGAUCCUGACGCCUGCUGCUGUAUAUUUGGAGUUUGCGUAUCUCUUUCCCUGUGGU